AUGACAAAAGAAAACGAUGAGACAUCCGAGCAGGAAAAGACAAAGUCUCGUAGACCUCGUGAUGGCCCAUUUCAACAACAGAAACUACCAGCUUGGCAACCAGUGAUGAUUCCAAAGACAGUGUUACCUACCUUGUUUAUCAUCGGUAUCAUCUUUUGCCCGGCAGGAGGCCUACUUUGGUGGUCUAGUAAUAGAGUAAGUAAAAAGAGAAUGAAUAAAAAUGAAUGCUUAUUGCCUUUUUAUCUCUCUUGCAGUAUCCAAAUCCAGUCAUAUCAUUACUCUAAUGAAUCGACCUUUUUGAACCCAAACUGGGGAAAUCCUAACCAAUUGACCGUUCCACGUUGUACAUUAGACUUUACUGUGCCAACGACUAUGAAGGGUCCUGUUUAUAUGUACUAUCGAUUAACCAACUUUUAUCAAAAUCAUCGUCAAUACAUAAAGAAUUUUGACUCGAGUCAACUGCUGGGCGAGGUCGUCUCUUCGACCACUCUACAUACAGAUUGUGACCCUUUGGCUUACUCUAACGGAAAAGUGAUAUAUCCAUGCGGAUUAAUAGCCAAUUCGAUGUUUAACGACACUGUAUCCAAUUUCACAUCCAUUGACCAUCCUUCGCUCAUCUACUCCUUUUCUUCCAAUAAUAUCGCUUGGCCAUCAGAUAAAAAGAAGUACGGUCCUACAAAAUAUCCCCUGUCAGACAUUGUACCACCUCCCAACUGGGCUAAUCGCUAUCCUAAUGGCCAGUACACGGCAGAAUACCCUCCUCCAAACUUGUCUCAAGAUGAGCAUUUCAUGGUUUGGAUGCAUGUCGCUGCCCUUCCUGAUUUCCGCAAGAUUUGGGGAAGAAAUGACUCGAGUGAUUUGCCUGCUGGUCGUUGGAGAGUAACGAUUGAUAUGAAUUUUGAUACACUUCAGUACAGUGGUACGAAAUGGUUAGUCUUAUCGACAACUACUCCAUUAGGUGGUCGAAACCCAUACUUGGGUAUUGCAUAUAUGGCCAUUGGUGCCAUCUGUAUAUUAUUAGGUAUUGUGUUUAGUCUAAGACAGUUAAUCAAACCAAGGAAACUGGGUGAUGAAUCAUAUUUAUCUUGGAAUCAACCUGGAGGUGGACUUCCAAAGAAUAAGAGAGCAAAUGAACUAGAGCACCUUCAUAAAGAAUAA
This is a messenger RNA of Rhizopus microsporus ATCC 52813, 1158 nucleotides long. RefSeq names its product Lem3/Cdc50. The record is from RefSeq and is a predicted model, not a curated record. Lineage: Eukaryota; Fungi; Mucoromycota; Mucoromycetes; Mucorales; Rhizopodaceae. Gene Ontology annotation, cellular component: plasma membrane; endoplasmic reticulum; Golgi apparatus. The transcript has 7 exons. Bases 1 to 1158 code for a protein of 385 amino acids.